AGCCUAUGGGAAGAGCGAAUGGAAUGCUGUGGAGCGCCUGAAGGACAAUAAACCCUUCUACAAACUUGACCACAUUGUCAAGGAGCGGUACCCCACAUUUAUCGAUGCUCUGCGGGACCUCGAUGAUGCCCUGUCAAUGUGCUUCCUCUUCUCCACCUUCCCUCGGACUGGCAAGUGUCAUGUGCAGACCAUUCAGUUGUGCCGCCGGCUUACCGUGGAGUUUCUGCACUACGUCAUCACUGCCCGAGCCCUGCGCAAGGUCUUCCUGUCCAUUAAAGGCAUUUAUUAUCAGGCUGAGGUGCUGGGUCAGCCCAUCGUAUGGAUUGCACCCUAUGCUUUCUCCCAUGAUCAUCCAACAGAUGUGGACUACAGGGUCAUGGCCACCUUCACUGAGUUCUAUACCACACUCCUGGGCUUUGUCAACUUCCGCCUCUACCAGUCACUCAACCUUCACUACCCACCAAAGCUUGAAGGUCAAGCCCAAGCAGAGACUAAGAUCAGUGAGGACACAUAUGCAUUGGACUCUGAGAGCUCUAUGGAGAAACUGGCUGCCCUCAGUGCCAGCCUGGCCCGAGUGGUGGUGCCUGCUCUAGAGGAGGCUGAGGCUGAUGAAUUCCCUACUGAUGGGGAGGUGACAGCACAGGAGGAAGAUCGGAGGAAAGAGCUGGAGGCACAGGAAAAGCACAAGAAACUCUUUGAAGGCCUGAAGUUCUUCCUGAACCGAGAGGUGCCCCGUGAAGCAUUGGCCUUCAUCAUCAGGAGUUUUGGUGGGGAUGUAUCCUGGGACAAGUCUUUGUGUANUGGAGCCACCUAUGACGUCACAGACUCUUGCAUCACCCACCAGAUUGUUGACCGGCCGGGGCAGCAAACCUCCAUCAUUGGCAGGUACUAUGUACAGCCCCAGUGGGUCUUUGACUGUGUGAAUGCCCGGCUGCUCCUCCCUGUGGCAGAGUACUUCCCUGGGGUGCAGCUGCCCCCACAUCUUUCGCCCUUCGUAUCUGAGAAGGAAGGAGAUUACAUUCCCCCUGAGAAGCUGAAGCUCCUGGCUCUGCAGCGGGGAGAAGACCCAGGAAACUUGGAAGAGGAGGAGGAAGAGGAGGAGGAGGAAGAAGAUGAUGACAACGAAGGUGACGGUGAUGUUGCAGCGGAAAAUGAGGAGGAAGAUGUGGAAGCUGAAUCGGAGGAGGAGGAGGAGGCGCACCUGUCGGCCUUGGAGCAGCACAGGCUGGAAGGGAAGAAACCCCAGGUUAUGGCCGGCACUGUGAAGCUGGAAGACAAGCAGCGGCUGGCCCAGGAGGAAGAAAGUGAGGCCAAGCGCUUGGCCAUCAUGAUGAUGAAAAAGCGAGAGAAGUACCUUUACCAAAAGAUCAUGUUUGGCAAGCGACGCAAAAUCCGAGAGGCCAACAAGCUGGCAGAGAAGAGGAAAGCCCAUGAUGAUGCUGUGAGGUCUGAGAAAAAGGCCAAGAGGACGAGGCCCGUGUGAGCUCCCGUCGUCCCUCGCUGAGAUUUGGACUUGGCAGAAGCAAGCUAGUGAAACACACGUACACACCAGNCAGCACUCUCAUACUUUGGUGGUGUGUGGCUAGCCCCAGCCGCCUGUGUGGUUCAUGCCAAUGCCUGGGCAAAGAGGCCUCGACCCAACGCAGUUCUUAAUCCAGGAGUCCAUCUGGCAUCCUCAUUUUCCUUGGCUUUCCACUGCCUCCUACUAGCUGUGCUCAUCCUGUGCUCUGGAUGCUGUCGUGGAGUGGGGAGGGUGGGGAGCUUUUGUUAUUAAAU
Messenger RNA from Mus pahari (shrew mouse), 1776 nucleotides. Its product is annotated as pescadillo homolog. NCBI's taxonomy places the organism in Eukaryota, Metazoa, Chordata, Mammalia, Rodentia, Muridae. The transcript has 12 exons. Gene Ontology annotation, cellular component: PeBoW complex; nucleolus. Gene Ontology annotation, biological process: ribosome biogenesis; maturation of LSU-rRNA from tricistronic rRNA transcript (SSU-rRNA, 5.8S rRNA, LSU-rRNA). Gene Ontology annotation, molecular function: RNA binding. The record is from RefSeq and is a predicted model, not a curated record. Bases 137 to 1483 code for a protein of 448 amino acids.